AUGUCUAAUCUGUACGGAAAGGUAGUAAAAGUGUCUUGCUUCACCUAUAAACCAUAUGUAUUGUUAGAUUUGAAUCCUGCUGUGGUGCCUUACGGUCGAGACGGAAUGGAGAUAAGGAUUGUGGACGAAUUUUGUCGGUGGAUUAAUUGUUCAAUAGAAAUAGUUCGGGACGAUGAGUACCAGUGGGGAGAAAUUUAUUCCUAUGAGAAUAGAACAGGAGUAGGCGUAUUAGGUAGUAUGGUUGAAGAUCGUGUCGACUUUGGAAUCACGGCUUUGUAUUCUUGGUACGAAGAAUUCCUGGCACUCGAUUUCUCCGCUCCUUGUAUAAGAACAGGCAUUACUUGCAUUGCUCCAGCACCACGGAUGUUAGCGAGCUGGGAAACACCGUUUCUGCCUUUUAGCUUAUAUCUUUGGAUUGCGAUAAUAUUCACAUUUCUAUACGCGUCUGUCGGACUGGCCAUCGCUCAAAGGUGUUCUACAAGGAAUGUUUUACUUACCACUUUCGGGAUGAUGAUAACCCAGACACAAAGCGACGUUGGUAGCUCGUGGAGAAUUCGGCUUAUUACGGGUUGGCUUUUGAUAACUGGAUUAGUAUUGGACAAUGCGUAUGGAGGGGGAUUGGCCUCUUCAUUCACGGUACCUAAGUAUGAAAAAUCAAUUGACACAAUAAAGGAUAUCGUUGAUAGGAGCAUCGAAUGGGGUGCAACGCAUGACGCUUGGAUAUUCUCAUUAGCUUUAUCACAAGAGCCUGUAAUUAAAAAAUUAGUGAGUCAGUUUAAAAAAUACUCAUUUGAGGAGUUACAACGUAAAAGCUUCACCAGAAGCAUGGCGUUUAGUAUUGAAAAACUACCGGCAGGUUAUUAUGCGAUCGGCGAGUAUAUAACGGAAGAGGCUGUUUUAGAUUUAACAAUAAUGUUGGAGGAUUUUUAUUACGAGCAAUGUGUGAUCAUGCUGCGGAAAAGUUCCGCAUACACGAAUAAAUUGAGUCAGUUAAUAGGUAGACUACAUGAAUCCGGUCUCUUACUGGCAUGGGAAACACAGGUGGCUUUGCAGCAUUUGAAUUACAAAGUCCAACUGGAGGUAAGACUUUCUAGAUCCAAAAAGGAUGUUGAUAAGGUGGAGCCACUGGCUUUGAGACAUGUCUUGCCUGGAUAUCAUCAACCCUAUAAACCAGAAAUGAAAUACGUGGGCAAUAUUCAUGGUAAUGAAGUUCUUGGGCGAGAGUUACUCUUAGGCUUAGCCGAUUAUUUGUGCCAGCAAUAUUUAAAAAAUAAUCCUAAAAUUAGGGCACUUAUUAAGAGAAGUAGAAUACACCUUUUGCCAUCUAUGAACCCUGAUGGAUGGCAGCUGUCUACAAGUUUUGGUGGACAAGACUAUCUUAUUGGACGCGGUAAUAACCAUUCUGUGGAUCUUAAUAGGAAUUUUCCUGACUUGGAUGCUAUUACAUUUGAGUUUGAACGUCUUGGUAUCAAUCAUAACAGUCAUUUGCUUAAGGAUGUCACUCAGCUUGCUGCACCGCUGGAACCCGAAACGAGGGCGGUGAUGAGGUGGAUUAUGUCGAUUCCGUUCGUGCUGAGCGCGGCGAUGCAUGGUGGCGAUUUGGUUGCGAACUAUCCAUACGACGAAAGUAAAAGCGGCGCUUUGGCAUCGGAGUACUCCGCUAGCCCGGACGAUGAUACCUUCAGGGAGCUGGCGAUGGCGUAUGCCAGCGCCCACGCCGACAUGGCGUCCCCGCGCCGGCCGGGCUGCCACAUCGGCCGCGACCAGUCCGCUUCCUACAAUUUCGGCAAGCAGGGAGGCGUAACCAACGGCGCGGCGUGGUACAGUCUCAAGGGAGGAAUGCAAGACUUCAACUACUUGGCGACGAACGCCUUCGAGAUCACACUCGAGUUGGGCUGCAAGAAGUAUCCGCUUGAGAGCGAGCUGGAGAACGAAUGGAACAGGAACAGGGAGGCGCUCUUGGCUUAUCUGUGGAAGGGGCAUACUGGCGUCAAGGGGCUGGUCAGAGACGAAACUGGCUACUUGGAGAACGCAAUCAUUUCGGUCGUCAACAUCACGGGGCCCGUGCCGAAACCGAUCCGCCAUGACGUCACGACGGGAAUGUACGGCGAUUACUACCGCCUGCUGACCCCCGGUCAGUACGAGCUGACCGCGAGCCACGUGGGACACUAUCCGGCGCAACGGCAGGUCACCGUGCCGAAGCGGCAGUACACUGCGCAGGUGGUGAAUUUCAAACUGCAGCCCAUACGAUUUGAUGACGGUCCACUGUUCCUGGAUACGCCUUUCAACUACUACGCCCACUUCGUCGGCGACCAACCUCGCAUCUACAAGAGAUCGCUCUUUGAAAAGGUCGCUAAUACCAUGCUGGAGGCAAAGGACACUCCCAAAGAA
Molecule: messenger RNA, 2391 nt
Organism: Iphiclides podalirius (scarce swallowtail)
Lineage: Eukaryota; Metazoa; Arthropoda; Insecta; Lepidoptera; Papilionidae
Source: the annotation of a GenBank genome assembly